AUGACUACUGUAAUAGACAUGAACGGUGAAAGUAAAAAGGAAUAUGACUAUCGGAUUAAAAUCAUCUUAUUAGGUGACGUGAACGUUGGUAAAUCGUCUUUUAUCCGGGUGUUGUCCGAACAGACAGACCUGGAACAGGGGUGCUGCUGUAAAGAUUAUCAACAGAACAGUUAUGCCGAGGUGGAAUGUAUACUUAAUGGAAAACGAAUCCUAGCUAAAAUUAUUGAUACUGGAGGUCAGGAAAAAUUCCGGAGUUUAACAGCGUCUUAUUACAGAGGUAUACAUGGUUGUUUUGUAUUGUUUAACAGAAAUAGAGAACAAACAUUUAAUAACAUUAUGAGUUGGUUGGAUGAGUUAAAUUCCUUCAACCACCAACAUUUAAUUUGUACAAUGAUAGUUGGUACUUCUGCUUCAUCUCAAGAACCUAAAAUCUCCACAGAAAAAGCAAUCAAACUCUCAGAACACAUUAAUGGGGAAUAUGCCGAAGUUUUUAUGCACAAACCAAACGAAGUUGUCAAAGCUUUACAUGGGAUGUUAGACUGUAUUGUAGCUGAAAUACCGAACACGAAUUCAUUGAGUGUCUCUAUUACACCAAAAACAAGGAAGCAAAAUAAAAAGAAAGUGUUUAUUGAAUGUGCCUGUUGA
This is a messenger RNA of Lottia gigantea (owl limpet), 645 nucleotides long. RefSeq lists its product as hypothetical. Lineage: Eukaryota; Metazoa; Mollusca; Gastropoda; Lottiidae. The coding region runs from base 1 to 645 and encodes 214 amino acids. Gene Ontology annotation, molecular function: GTP binding; GTPase activity. Gene Ontology annotation, cellular component: endosome. The transcript has 3 exons. The record is from RefSeq and is a predicted model, not a curated record.